CGGCUGUUAAGUACGGUGGACCGCAUCGUCUUUUCUUUCCUGCCGUUGGAUGUAAUAUAUACUGUACUUGAGUGGGACUAAUCGAUCUCUGGCCAGCUGCUUGAUCUUAAAUAAGCCUGAUAGCUGAAGGAUCGAUCGAUCGAUCAUGGCAUCUCAAAGGUCCGAGUCAGAUGGAGCACCGCAUAGUGCACGCUCUAUUAUGCUCUCGAGCUCCAGUUCGCGAUCUAGCUCCAGUAGAGACAGUGACAUGGCUAGCAAAUUGCAAAAUGCAACAUGCCUUUCGAUCCGAGUACUACAAGAAAUCACGGAUAAUUUCUCUAAUGAGCGGAAAAUUGGGCAAGGCGCGUAUGGAGAGGUCUACGUGGCAGAGGCUGAAAAUGGAGAGAAUGUCGCUGUGAAGAUGCUUUAUAAUAACAUGCCAGGGAUUGACGAUGAACAAUUCCAACGUGAGUUUGAAAACCUUAUGACGCUUGAGCAUCAAAACAUUGUAAGGUUAGUUGGCUAUUGCUACGAAACACAACAUCAACCUAUGCACUACAUGGGAAGAACAAUUUUUGCAGAAAGGACAUACAGAGCACUUUGCUUCGAGUAUAUGGAAAAUGGAAGCCUUGAAAAACACCUUUCUGACGAAUGUGAUGGACUUGACUGGCACACACGUUACAAAAUUAUCAAGGGGACAUGCGAGGGUUUAAAGCACCUGCAUGAAGGAUUAGAUGAACCAAUUUACCAUUUAGACCUGAAACCCGACAAUAUAUUGUUAGACAAGAACAUGGUGCCAAAGCUUGCAGACUUUGGUUUAUCGAAGCUCUUCGGUGAUAAACAAACCAGGAUCUCACAUAGUCCUAUAGGAACAAUUGGAUACUUGCCGAUGGAAUACUUACAUGGAAACAUCGUCUCAAACAAGUUGGACAUAUUCAGCUUGGGUGUUGUGAUGAUAAAAAUAAUUGCAGGCCGUAGAGGCUACUCCAAAAGUGCUGAAAUGGAUCACCAAGAGUUUCUUGAUCAAGUGCAUGAAAACUGGAGGGACAGGAUGCUGAAAACAUGUCAAGCUUCCCGCCAACUAGAAGCACAUUACGAACAAGUUAAUGUAUGCACAAAGAUUGCCCUGAGUUGCAUGGAAAUUGAUAGACACAAAAGGCCAAAUAUAACCGAUAUCAUCCAUCAAAUGAAUGACAUCGAAGCUGUGAUUGACAAGAUGGUAUGCGCGAUUGAAACUCUCAUCGACCUGAACACACUAAUGGUCGAGGAGCUCAUUGAGCGCCUAAAGGCCGCCGAAGAGCGGUACGAGUUGGACCACCACGGUGGUUCCAAAAACUCCGACAAGAUGCUCCUUACUAAGGUGGAGUGGUUGGCGCACUCCAAGCAAGGUGUACAGGAUGACGCGUUCGAUAGUGGCAGCUAA
Triticum aestivum (bread wheat) is the source of this 1402-nucleotide messenger RNA. Its product is annotated as putative receptor-like protein kinase At4g00960. Lineage: Eukaryota; Viridiplantae; Streptophyta; Magnoliopsida; Poales; Poaceae. Gene Ontology annotation, molecular function: ATP binding; protein kinase activity. Gene Ontology annotation, biological process: protein phosphorylation. The coding region runs from base 146 to 1402 and encodes 418 amino acids. The transcript is spliced from 7 exons. The record is from RefSeq and is a predicted model, not a curated record.